UCUCUAUUCUCACAAUUUCACACAAUCCUAACCCUAACCUCUCUUUCUUAUUAUUCAGUUUCAGUUAUUUACACAUUGCACAACACUACUGAACUAACCUCAAUGCCAUUCCAGUUAGUCCAAAUCUAUAUUAAACUUAUAGGGUAACAUUAAGAUUAAUUUGAUAUUUUACAAUUAUGUCAUCAUUAGAAAGUCAACCUUCAAAUGCUCCUGAACACUGUCCUGGAACCCAAAGUGAAUCAGCUGGAAAGGCAUCUGCUUGUCAAGGUUGUCCCAAUCAGUCAAUUUGCUCGUCCGGCGUUCCUAAAGGGCCUGAUCCAGGGGCAGAGUUGGUGAAGGCUCGGCUCGCCUCAGUCAGGUACAAGCUGCUAGUGUUGUCUGGCAAGGGAGGUGUUGGCAAAAGCACCUUCUCCUCCCUACUCACUCGAUGUCUUGCUGCCAACGACCCCGACAGAAAUGUAGCGUUGCUAGAUUUAGAUGUGUGUGGCCCGUCGGUGCCACGGAUUAUGGGAGCCGUCGGUGAAGAGGUUCAUCAAAGUGGCUCUGGAUGGUCGCCUGUGUUUGUGGAGGACAACUUGUGUGUGAUGUCUAUCGGCUUCUUGUUGGCAUCGGCAGACGACGCUGUCAUCUGGCGAGGACCCAAGAAAAAUGGUAUGAUCAGACAGUUCCUCAGUGAGGUGGACUGGGGUGACAGUGUGGACUACCUAGUGCUGGACACUCCCCCGGGAACAUCAGAUGAACACCUGUCAGCAGCUACAUACCUCAAGACAUGUCCUGGCCUGGCUGCCAUCAUAGUCACCACACCUCAGGAGGUUUCACUAUUAGAUGUAAGGAAGGAAAUCGACUUUUGCCGAAAAGUCAACAUCCCAGUGUUGGGAGUCGUGGAAAAUAUGAGUGCCUUUGUCUGUCCCAAAUGCAAGGUACACUCCAGUAUAUUCCCUGCUGACAGUGGGGGAGCCGCACAGAUGUGUGUAGACCUAGGAGUGCCCUUGUUAGGACAAAUGCCACUAGAUCCUAUGUUGGCCAGGUGUUGUGACGAGGGUCGAGACUUCCUGUCAGAGAUGCCUGAAUCUCCUGCUGUAGCAGCGCUCAAGCAGAUCGUCAACAAGGUGGUACUUAGUUGUGAAGAGACAACAUUGAUAUCAACGUGAAGUCUCCUUUCUACAGCUAGCUCAAGUAAUAGAUUACUUUUUAGGGAUUAAUUUUUUGUAAUAUAGGCCUAUACAUUUAUUGAAAAUUAUACACUAUUAAAUA
Messenger RNA from Macrosteles quadrilineatus (aster leafhopper), 1254 nucleotides. RefSeq names its product cytosolic Fe-S cluster assembly factor NUBP1 homolog (gene Nubp1). The transcript is spliced from 10 exons. Gene Ontology annotation, molecular function: ATP-dependent FeS chaperone activity; ATP binding; 4 iron, 4 sulfur cluster binding. Gene Ontology annotation, biological process: iron-sulfur cluster assembly. The record is from RefSeq and is a predicted model, not a curated record. Gene Ontology annotation, cellular component: cytosol. Lineage: Eukaryota; Metazoa; Arthropoda; Insecta; Hemiptera; Cicadellidae. Bases 177 to 1151 code for a protein of 324 amino acids.